Geodia barretti is the source of this 303-nucleotide messenger RNA. NCBI's taxonomy places the organism in Eukaryota, Metazoa, Porifera, Demospongiae, Tetractinellida, Geodiidae. The record is from the annotation of a GenBank genome assembly.
GUGGCAGAUAUACUACCACUCGUAAAGAGUAGAGAUCAGAAGGGACUGAAGGGACUGAGUGUAGUGGGAAGAUUGAGUGUCAUUUCCGAGCCGUUCAGAAACGGUCCUGACUUCAUGGUGAUCCUCAGAAUCACCGACACUUCAGACACAUCCGCCCACUGUCACCUUAUCACUCAGUCUCCUGAGCUCCUGUGUCUUCCUCGAGUCAUGAAGCUGUUUGAAGUCUACGCCUUCACCCACCUCAAGUCCGCCAUCAUGAACAAGGGUAGAGAGGAUGAAGCAACUGUACUCACAACCACUUCU